GCAAUUUGCAAAGUACAACUCAGUAACCACCUUCCGUUGGACAUUAUUAACGAUUUAUCGCUGUGGAAUUACGUUCGAAGUCGAGUCGAAGAGUUUUGGGAGCCAAAUGGGUCUUCUGAGUAUCAUAAGGAAAAUCAAGCGGAAAGAGAAGGAAAUGCGAAUUCUAAUGGUCGGAUUGGACAAUUCUGGGAAAACCACAAUCGUUUUAAAGAUAAACGGAGAGGACACCAGCGUCAUCAGUCCCACGCUCGGCUUCAACAUCAAAACCAUAACUUACCAAAAGUAUACUCUAAAUAUAUGGGAUGUUGGGGGGCAGAAAACAAUAAGAUCUUACUGGAGAAACUACUUUGAGCAAACAGAUGGUUUGGUUUGGGUGGUUGACAGUUCAGAUCUGAGAAGGUUGGAUGAUUGCAAAUUCGAGCUCGAUAACCUUCUCAAGGAAGAGAGGCUAUCUGGAGCAUCUUUACUGAUAUUAGCAAAUAAACAGGACAUAAAAGGUGCCCUUACACCUGAAGAAAUAGCUAAGGUGCUGAACUUGGAAGCCAUGGAUAAAUCUCGGCAUUGGCAGAUAGUUGGCUGUAGCGCAUACACUGGUGAGGGUCUGCUUGAGGGAUUUGAUUGGUUGGUCCAGGACAUAGCCUCCAGAAUCUACAUGCUUGACUGAUGCUUGUUUGUGCCAUCUUCCAUGAAAUGUGUGCCAACUUACAAGAGAAUUCUCAAACAGUCAAACCCAAUAUCUGUCUUUGGAAGACAUUAUGGAUUCCCUGUCUCACUGAUAUGUUCCAGAUUUUUUUUUUUAAAAUUUUUGGUGGGUGGGGGUGAUGGGGGGUGCCUGUAAAAUCAUAUUGGAUUUUGAAGUGGCAAGAUAUUGAAUUACUUGCGAGUUACUUACCUAUCAAAUCAUAUAUGAGAAUUGGGAAGACUUGAUUAUGAACAACUGGAGAAGAAUGACUGUGUGAAGCAAGUAUUUUGUAAUCAAAUUAAGUUCAUGAACAAAAGCAUAUGUGCAUAAGGAACACCUGUGGACAUUUUAAGCACGUAGGCAGCGGACUGCUAGUUCUAAGUUUUCUUUAAAUGUGAAAAUAACUGUAGUUGAGGAUUUCUUUUUUAAAAUGUUGUUUUAAUGUUAUACAUGCUUAAUUUACUGAA
Glycine soja is the source of this 1149-nucleotide messenger RNA. Its product is annotated as ADP-ribosylation factor-like protein 2. The transcript has 5 exons. Gene Ontology annotation, biological process: protein folding. The coding region runs from base 107 to 664 and encodes 185 amino acids. The record is from RefSeq and is a predicted model, not a curated record. Gene Ontology annotation, molecular function: GTPase activity; GTP binding. NCBI's taxonomy places the organism in Eukaryota, Viridiplantae, Streptophyta, Magnoliopsida, Fabales, Fabaceae. Gene Ontology annotation, cellular component: microtubule cytoskeleton; cytoplasm.